AAAAAAGGUUACAGUAUAGUAUGAGUAUGCUUGUGUAUUCUUUUGUAAAAUUAUCAAUUUAAUAAUGGAUAUAUUUAUUUAAUUUUUUUUUGGAAGAAGGAGAUGUUAUUUAAUGAGAGGGAACCAAACCGGUGGUUUGAGAUAAUCAUAUGGCAGAAGAAGAAAGGUUGAGCGGCUCCUCUGCCGGCCCGAGCCCGACCCAUAAUCCGUGCCCCAUUUGCCUCUCCCCUACAACGCAAGAAUCCUAUUUGGAUCAGUGUUUCCAUAAAUUUUGCUAUCACUGCAUAGUGAAAUGGAUCAAUAUAGUUGCACGCCGGCAAUCCUGUUCAUCUUCAUCGAUGACUUGUCCUUUGUGCAAGAGAGAGAACUUCUCGAUUAUCUGUGGAUAUGAUGGAACUUCUUUUCAACGGCAUUAUGUUGGCAAGAGUUUGGGAGAUAGUGAAUUCUUUUCAGAAGCUCACAGAUAUAGGCUGAAAUGCUACUACACCGACCCAGGUGAUAUUGCUGAAAAAGUACAUGUUUCACUUUACUGGAAGUUUCGCAAGUAUCUACAGCAAAAUCAUUUCCUAGCUGACUGGUUGAGAAGGGAAAUUCAGGCUGUAAUGCAGGAGGAGGAUGUCGACGUUAUCAUGCAUCACGUACUUGGUGUUAUCGACUCGUUAAGAAGGGAUUGGUCAAAGAAGACUAGUGUCUCGACUGAAAAGGCGCGAGAAGAGUUCAGAGCGGCAGUUUCGGAUGCGGUGAGGCCAUUUUUGACAGGUAGGACAGAGAGGUUUGUAGAAGAGUUAGAAGUGUUUGUAGCGUCAGGCCUCAACAUGGAUGCUUUUGAUGAAAUGUACAUUAAGCAUUUAGGUUGGAAAGAGAGUGAGAAGGAUUGUGAUGAGACUCAUGAACCUACACCUGCUGUACCCUACUUGUACAUCUUUGAUGAAGAUGAUCAUCCUCAUCAAAUUUGAUUCUUUGUGCUCUUGUUAACGGAGGUUUGGUUUGAUGGA
Salvia miltiorrhiza (redroot sage) is the source of this 995-nucleotide messenger RNA. RefSeq lists its product as uncharacterized. NCBI's taxonomy places the organism in Eukaryota, Viridiplantae, Streptophyta, Magnoliopsida, Lamiales, Lamiaceae. Bases 150 to 956 code for a protein of 268 amino acids. The transcript is spliced from 8 exons. Gene Ontology annotation, molecular function: metal ion binding. The record is from RefSeq and is a predicted model, not a curated record.